Messenger RNA from Polypterus senegalus (gray bichir), 3425 nucleotides. RefSeq names its product G-protein coupled receptor 54-like. Gene Ontology annotation, molecular function: G protein-coupled peptide receptor activity. Gene Ontology annotation, biological process: neuropeptide signaling pathway. Gene Ontology annotation, cellular component: membrane. Lineage: Eukaryota; Metazoa; Chordata; Cladistia; Polypteriformes; Polypteridae. The transcript has 5 exons. The record is from RefSeq and is a predicted model, not a curated record. Bases 673 to 1863 code for a protein of 396 amino acids.
UCUGGCUUUAUUUCUUGUUAUACAUUUCUCAACAUCUGCACUAAAAAUGCUUUUGGACUACAUCUCAUUCUAGAUAUGCAGUGCACAAAUUUAAGUCAGAUUAUCCAAUUGAGAGAAAAAAAGACAAAUAAAAAAAAAACAUCACUUACUGACUAGGUAUAUUUGAGUUCAGCAGGCAUCUCAUUCACUGAUUCACUAUUUAAAUUUAAGCUGCACAUUUAUCAUUUAUUUGGCUUUUUUGUAAGGCAUAAUGUGAAGACAUUUGGAUCAGGCUGAAACCUAAACUGGAUUUUGCUUCUGAAAGAAGAUAUAGUGCAAUAUAAGAAAAGAUUGUGAGCUCUCAGCAGAGUGCUCCCUUAAAUAAAUUCUUACUCCUUUCACUUUGAGAGCUUUCAAUUUUUAAAGCACCUCAGGAAUGAAGAAUUAUUCAAUAAGUGGAUUUUAUUUCUUUUUUCCGAAUGGCCACCUGGCAGUACUUUGCGAUUAAACGUAAAUUUGAAACCCAAUUGUUACUACACAACAGGACAAUGAUUGUGACAAGGCAAGUUCCUGAAGAAAAUGGACUAUAAAAAAAAAAGCUUGCUUUGCUUUUUUUCUUUCAUUCUAUGCUUUUUGGACUCAAUGGCUCUGCAGUUUUCUUAGUGUCCUGCCUUCUCAAUUGUUGUGCUGUAUAUGUUUAACUUCGAUCACCACUACUGCAUAGUAAGUAAAAGGGAGAGUCUGCACUUUGUGGAUUCGUCUCAUUCCAUCAUGAUGCCUGCAAAUGAGACAAAGCUGCUGAACUGUCAGAGUGGAAGUGAUGCGAGCCUUCCUCUAGAGGGACCAGGAGCUCUCCCAAUGUGUAACAGUUCACUUCUUGGCUCAGAGCAAAGCCCCCCUCUCUUAGUGGAUGCUUGGCUAGUUCCACUCUUCUUUGCUCUAAUCAUGCUGAUCGGGCUAGUGGGCAACUCCUUGGUGAUAUAUGUGAUUACAAAACACAAGCAGAUGAGAACCGUCACCAACUUUUAUAUAGCAAAUCUGGCCACCACAGAUAUCAUUUUCCUUGUCUGCUGUGUGCCCUUCACUGCCACACUUUAUCCUUUGCCUAGCUGGAUUUUUGGAGAUUUCAUGUGCAGAUUUGUCAGCUACCUUCAACAGGUUACAGCACAGGCCACCUGCAUCACAUUAACAGCUAUGAGUGUGGAUCGCUGCUAUACCACUGUGUACCCAUUGCAAUCCUUACGGCAUCGCACCCCCAGAGUAGCCACAGCAGUUAGCAUUGGCAUCUGGAUAGGUUCUUUUGUUGUCUCUAUUCCUGUUGCAAUAUACCAAAGACUUGACACAGGAUACUGGUUUGGACCCCAGACAUAUUGCAUUGAAGAUUUUCCUUCUCCUUAUUACCAGAAAGCAUUUAUUCUUUAUACUUUCUUGGCAGUUUAUCUUUUACCACUUAUUACAAUUUGUGUUUGCUAUGCAUUUAUGCUAAAAAGAAUGAGCAGACCAGUGGUGGAGCCAAUUGAUAACAACUAUCAGGUUCAGCUUCUGGCAGAAAGAUCCGAGGCCACGCGCACUAAGAUUUCCAAGAUGGUGGUGGUCAUAGUCCUUCUGUUUACUAUCUGUUGGGGUCCCAUUCAGUUUUUCAUCCUGUUUCAAGCUUUUGACUCCAGCUUUCAGAGGAACUAUGAGACAUACAAGAUCAAAAUCUGGGCCCACUGUAUGUCCUACUCCAACUCAUCCAUCAACCCCAUUGUGUAUGCCUUCAUGGGAGCCAAUUUCAGAAAAUCUUUUAAAAAAGCCUUUCCAUUCAUCUUCAAGCAGAGAGUGGGAAUCACCCGGGGGGCUGUUGUGAAUACAGAAAUGCAAUUUGUUUCAUCUGGGACAUAAUGAUACACCAUGGCACCAAGAGUUUUUGGAACCUCUGAGAAAUCAGAAAACAAAACAAGCACUUGCCAGUUAAACCACUGCCCUUUAAAGUUUUUUGAUUACCAAAAUCAAUUUAUCUGUGCAUCUUUUGAGAUACGGUAACCAAAAUGUAUUAUUGAAAACUGUUUUCAGUGUCUGACUUAUAACAACUUGCCCAUUUGCAAAGACAAAGAAGAACUGUAUUGUUCUUGGUACUUAAGAGUCACCAGACAUGAAAAUACGUUUUAAACAGAUAUUUACAUUGGGCUGUGUACAGGUAUAUAUAUAUAUUAAUAGUGACAAACACAAUAAAUUUUAAACUUAUACCAGCAACCACAGAUUAUGGUGUUCUCUUGGUAACUCUUUAGAACAUUAGCCACUUAUUGCUAUGUAACAAAAACAAAGCCUUGGUUCCUACAGAUAGCCUCUAUUUAAAAGAUUUGUGAUCGGGGCUUUGCACAUCAAAUUAAAAGCUAGCAAAGCAUUUCUUAAGGUGUUGUUAUAUAGCAGCAAAUGACUAAUAUUUGCACCUAAGAAUUCCCUGUUCUAAAGAGUUCUUAUUAUCUUAUCAUCUAUGCUGCUUAAAAGGUAUCACUCCUUAUGUCUUUCUCAAAAUGACUUUGUGUGGUCAUGCUUAGCUUGGAGUAAGCUGCUGUAAAGCAAAAGAAAACACAGGUUGUAGUUUCAUUGUAAAUCUUGUAUGACUUUUAAUAAGCUGGCUAUGUUUAAAUGAUUUAUAAUUUUGUUUUUUCCCAGUUUUCUUAAGCCUUUUUGGCUUUGUAGGGUAAAAAAUGUCAUGCUAACAUUGUUUUUUAAAAUAAGACAUAGUUAAAAACUUGUUUUUUAACACAGUUUACAUUAUUUAUCGACUUACAUAGUGAGUGCCAUCGCAAAUUGCCAUUUUUCACAAAAACACUUAGAAAUACAGAGAACUAGCAGGUUUGGUGAUUUGCUCAUACUCUCAUAAUUAGUCAGAAAUGGUGAUUAAACCCACAAACAUUUGGGUUUCUAAGCCAGUAAUCAGCUGGCUACCAAACUGCAUUUCUAGGAAAGCAAGUUAUUUAUUCUAAACACCAUAUAUUUACAAAAAAAUUGUUCACUGGAAUCAAACUUGAACUGGCAUGUCACAAAAUAGUGUAAUUAGAUCCUAAAAUAAAAAAAAGUUAUAACACAACAAGUCCAAUAAGUUUAAAUGAAAAACAAAAAAGUACAGCUAAAGUACACACAGUAGUGAUGAGCAAAACUCAAUUUGCUUCACAGCCAGCAAAAAUUGUGCCUUUGACACAGAAAGAAAGAUGUUAGUUACUAUCUGGGAGCAUUUCAUGGUGAAUUCCACAUGCCUCUGACUUUUGUUAAGUGUUAAAAUAAAGUUUUCAAGUAAAAGCAAAUAUAACCAAGAUUGUUUUCUGUCACAUGAAAUGUGUGUUGUUGACUGUACUGGUAGUAUUCUUCUUGAAUUGCCAAUUAUGAUGACAGUCUUGGAGAAAGCAAACCAAAAGUUAUGUUGGAGAUGGAAACAAUACUCGGUACAUUUCUCCAUGGCG